AUGUCGACCACCGGAGCGCGCGCGCGCGACGACGGCGGCGGGUCAUCGACGCGCACGUGCGUGGGGGUGACGACGUUCGACGACGCGCGCGAGAGUCGACGCGCGACGCCGACGUGCUACGGAUUCACGCGCCGGCGAGACGCGGCGCUGCGCGAAGAGCGGCGGACGCUGCGCACGGGGGACGUCGUCGGACGGUAUCGGUACGCGUGCCUGGGACGAAGCGCGCGCGCGGUGCCCUUCUACGCCGAGGGACGACGCGCGCCCACGCUGGAGGAGCGCAAGCGCGGGACGGAGUUCCCGGUGUGCCAAGGGCUGGAGGUGCUCGUCGCGGAGAGAGUGGACGAACGCGCGGCGCGGCGCGGCGACGGCGACGCGAGCGAAGACGACGCGACGGACGCGGCGAUGCGAAAGCGCGUCGGCGCGCGGGAGAUCAGGGAGACGCGCGAACGCGAGCUCGGCGCGAGCGCGGCGUUGGAGCGGUUCAACAGGAGCGCGGGGAAAAUUUCAGCCAACAUGCGGCGACACGCGAAGUUCAUCGGCGACGGCGCGUACUCGCUCUUCUUCACCGGCGGUCGGCGGUCGUGA
This is a messenger RNA of Ostreococcus lucimarinus CCE9901, 585 nucleotides long. RefSeq lists its product with no specific name. NCBI's taxonomy places the organism in Eukaryota, Viridiplantae, Chlorophyta, Mamiellophyceae, Mamiellales, Bathycoccaceae. The transcript has 2 exons. Bases 1 to 585 code for a protein of 194 amino acids. The record is from RefSeq and is a predicted model, not a curated record.